CGACUAAAGGACGAAGAGCAGUAGCAGCAGUAGAGACGAAGAGACGUGCGUGUGUACAGGUCGUAGACCGGCCGUGUCUGUCUGUCUCUGUCUCUCUCUCUCUCUCUCUCUCUUUCUCUCUCUUUCUAUACCUUUUUGUCUUUGUCAGUCUCUCUCUCUCUCUCUCCUUUCUCCUUCUCUCUCUUCUUACUACUAUAGUGCAGUGAGCAGUCGCGAGAGUCGAGCCAGGAAAGAUGGCUGCUGGCUGUUGUGGAACGAAGAAGCAAAAGCUGAAUAACUCGACCAGCAUUCCGUGCAAUGGCUCGGCCGUAUUGCAAAACGGCACCCAGAUACGCUAUUCCACGAUAGUCCAACCGGAAAUGGGUUUCUUUUGCUUCGACGUACUUUACUGCCAACUACAUCAACUUGACCCUCCAAAAACGCCCAACUUCAGCAACGAUGCAUUCCCAUUAUUCGUAACUUGGUCUAUUGGAAAAGACAUGAGAUUAAGAGGCUGCAUCGGUACAUUUAAUGCUAUGCAUUUACAUGCCGGAUUAAGAGAAUACGCUACUACUAGCGCAUUUAAAGAUUCUCGAUUCAAUCCGAUAACAAGAGAGGAAUUGCCACGCUUGCAUGUAAGCGUAUCUAUCCUUAGAAACUUUGAAGACGGGGUGGACUAUUUAGAUUGGGAAGUUGGAGUUCAUGGAAUUCGUAUAGAAUUUCAUAAUGAAAAGGGUAAUAAGCGGACGGCUACUUACUUGCCUGAUGUAGCACCGGAACAAGGAUGGGACCAGAUACAGACAAUAGACUCCCUGCUGCAUAAAGGUGGUUAUAAAGGAUUGGUAACUCCAGACAUUAGACGUAGUGUGAAGUUAACUCGUUACCAGAGUGAGAAGGUCACCGUAAGCUAUCAAGAUUAUAUGACACAUUGGCACUGCCGAAGGUGCUAGCAGCUGGCCUGGGGUCCUCCACAAGGGCCCCUACCUUCUCAAACUUCUGUCGCAGUUCGUUAUAACAAUACAGAAACAACAUCCCAUUUUCAAUACAAUAAUAGCAAUCAAUACAAUCCGUUUGUGGCCAGUCAGCAGCAUACAUUAGUGAUGGUACAACCUAAUCAUCCAUCGUUCAUACAUCCACUUCCUAUGCCUCCUGUUUCUCCCGUUGUGGUACCUGUUCAAGAUUAUCCAUCUUUUUGGUGGGAUCGUGCAGGACCUUCCUUUCCUCCUCCACAUUCACAUCCUCGUACGCACCGAUAUACAACACA
Messenger RNA from Vespa mandarinia (Asian giant hornet), 1243 nucleotides. RefSeq names its product AMMECR1-like protein. Lineage: Eukaryota; Metazoa; Arthropoda; Insecta; Hymenoptera; Vespidae. The record is from RefSeq and is a predicted model, not a curated record.